Cotesia congregata is the source of this 750-nucleotide messenger RNA. The record is from the annotation of a GenBank genome assembly. Lineage: Eukaryota; Metazoa; Arthropoda; Insecta; Hymenoptera; Braconidae.
AUGAGCAUUGCUGCAUUAUUGCAAGCCGCUGAGUAUAUUGAACGAAGAGAAAGAGAAGCUGAGCAUGGAUAUGCAUCGACUAUGCCCAUUCCUGAUGACCUCAGGGCGCUCGCCAAGAGGUCAAAAACGAAAAAAUCUCAGGGUAGUCGACGAGCGCACCUCAGAAAUUGUUUGGAAAAGUUGAAAGUUCUUGUACCUCUUGGUGCUGAAACUUCCAGACACACAACGCUUGGAUUAUUGACCAAGGCCAAACGAUUUAUCAAGAGCUUAGAAGAUCGAGAGCGAAAGCAUGCCGCGCACAAGGAGCAAUUGGCACGAGAGCACCGAUACCUGAGGCGACGCUUCGAGCAACUAACAGGUCAACCAAGUACCCUCGCUACACUACGAGGAUUUCCUGGCCUUGAGGGCAAUACUUAUGGUUUGAGCACAAGUGCGCCGUCGACCUCAUCAUGUAGCUCCGCAGCGGCUGUUGCUGCAGCUGCGGCUGCGGCUUUAAUUUCCAAGAGACGCAGCGUUUCUGAAUGCUCGGUUACCACUGUAUCGUCCACUGGUUCAGCCAGUAGUUCUCGUAAUUCUGAUAGAUCAACGGGCAGCCCGUCUAUCUCAGAAUCUGACGAAGUGGAUGUAAUUGGUUACACGAGUAAUCAAUCAGAUACUGAUGAUCAUAGCAGUGUACAAAGCAGCAGUGACAGUGGUGUUGCUAUGUCCACGUCAAGACUUACUCUUUCGGAAAUGAUGGACAAUCUUUAG